This is a messenger RNA of Hyaloscypha bicolor E, 801 nucleotides long. Its product is annotated as DnaJ-domain-containing protein. Lineage: Eukaryota; Fungi; Ascomycota; Leotiomycetes; Helotiales; Hyaloscyphaceae. The coding region runs from base 1 to 801 and encodes 266 amino acids. The transcript is spliced from 2 exons. The record is from RefSeq and is a predicted model, not a curated record.
AUGCCACUCCGUCCCUUCUCCUCCUCUCUCGUAUGGACACGACUCCCACGGCUCUUCCACACCAGUGUUUCUCGAAGAGAUGAGAGCCCCAAGCAGAACCACUAUGAGACUCUACAGGUACCCAUCAAUGCCAGUCCGGCCGAGGUGAAGAGGUCCUUCUACGCUCUCUCCAAAACCCACCACCCAGACCGCAACCCCUCCGACCCCAACGCCUCCAAGCGCUUCGUCCUCAUCUCCGAAGCCUAUGCGACUCUUAGCACGCCCGCCAAACGACAACAAUACGACCGGGAGCUGCACCUGCACUCCUCGCACCACGCCGUCUCCCACCACCGACCCCAGGGUUCCUACCACUCUUCCGGGCCGGCAGGAGGACGCCCUGCAUCCGGAUUAAGUCGCCGAAGAGCGCAGUUCUACGGUCCACCGCCGAGCUUUUACAGGAGUGGGGGAUGGGGUGAACAGAGCGCCAAGCGGAAAGCAGCGCAGGACUCUGGGGCUCCAGGAGCGGAAGCCCCUCCUGGUACUUCGAGCAGUGGCGGAAUGGGCACUGGACAAGCGCCGUUUGGUCAGGGACAGGAGAAUGAUGUUCCACAUUUUGAUAGAGAGGGGCAUUUGAAUACGCAGCGGAGACAUAGUGAGAGGUGGAAGAAGAGGAGGGCAGGGGAGUGGGUACCGAGUGGGGAGAGCCCACGGUCGACGCUGGCGAACUUUUUGUUUGUGGGGGGGAUCAUAGGUUUAGGGAUUUUUGUGCCGAGUUUUGUGUUUGAGAGGAUGGUUAAGGGGAAGGGGAGGGGAGAGAGGUAG